GAACGGGUCCGCCGCUGUGAGGCAGCCUGUGUGCAAAGUCGGGCGCCGGGAGGCAGCGGGGCGGCCCGCGGUGGCAAGCGAUCGGAUUGAGGAGGAAAGGGUUAGGAUGAAAUAGUACGGCUCUGGGGGCUCCCGUUUCUUCCUCGCUCCCGCCUCUCCCCCCCCCCCCGAAGCACCUGCAGCGGUCGUUGGACGAGGCUCCAACGUUUUCUUCAGGAUUGUGUUCCAAACCUUCAACUCCAUUUAGGUCUACCCCAGCAUGGUUACCUGGGCUUCUGUUGGCAUAUAAGUUGGAACGUGUAAAUUGUUUAGAAAGGCAGAACACAGCACAUACUAUUUAAAGUAUGGCAGAGAACAAUUUCCCCCCACUCCCAAAGUUCAUUCCAUUGAAGCCAUGUUUUUACCAGGACUUUAAUGAGAUUCCAGAUCAACAUCGUGUCCUGGCAAAACGCAUUUAUUACCUGUGGAUGUUGAACAGCAUCACACUUGCAGUGAAUCUGAUUGGCUGCCUAGCUUGGUUGAUUGGAGGAGGAGGAGCUGUCAACUUUGGACUGGCCUUUCUCUGGCUGAUACUGUUCACACCAUGCUCCUAUGUUUGCUGGUUUAGACCAAUCUACAAGGCUUUCAAGUCAGAUAGUUCAUUCAAUUUUAUGGCAUUCUUUUUUACGUUCAUGGCCCAGCUGGUGAUCAGCAUUAUUCAAGCAGUAGGAAUUCCUGGCUGGGGAGUCUGUGGCUGGAUAGCAACCAUUACCUUCUUUGGGACAAAUGUUGGCUCGGCGGUUGUGAUGCUGAUUCCAACUGCAAUGUUUACAGCUGUUGCUAUAUUGUCUUUCAUCGCGCUGACCAAGGUUCACAACUAUUAUCGUGGCAGUGGAGGAAGCAUGAGCAAAGCUCAAGAAGAAUGGACUACUGGGGCGUGGAAGAACCCACAUGUGCAGCAAGCAGCCCAGCAAGCAGCUGUUGGUGCAGUCCAAGGGUCCAUGCAGAACCCACAGUACACAGAAUACUCAGACACUCCCAACUACGCGUACAAUAACCAGAUGUAAGCUUCCUGCAUUAAUGCACCUCGUCAGUCUACAGAGCAUCUCCUGCAUUCGAGAUCAGGUGGAAAGUGCAGCGUGUUUUUUUUUGUCAAUAUUGUUCAGAGAUCGGGUGUUCAGAAAGCAGCUAAUAUUUGUGAUGUACACUAGAAACAAAUCAUGGUUACUGUAGAACAAUGUGCAAAUAGUUUUAAAAGAUGUGAUGUUAUUGAUAUUGAAAUUGUUUGUGACGAUAUAGGAUCCUUCCAACUUAAAAGAAAAAUCAUGCACACAUACAAAUGUAAUAAUGGUAGUCCAAUAACACUGAUGCCAGGUUGCCAGGAAUAAUCAGGAAUUUCUGCAGACGGGUGUAGUGAAAUUCCUUACCCGCAUAGCACUCCCAGUAUUGAUUACUUCUGCUGUAUUUUAGAUCAACGUUCUGAUUAUCCCUAGGCUCUUCUGUGGAAUCAGAGUAUUAGCCAAAGUGUGGAGGUAGUGCAGUGGCACAAGAUGAAAGAAACGGCCUCAAUUGAUCCAUUUGUCAUAACUUGUAGCUGUCUGAACCAGAAUUUCUAAAAGGUUCUGGUAAUUCUACAUGCAACUAAAUGUUGCAAGGGAUCAAUUUGUCCUUGGAUUUCAGAGCUAAAUGUGCGCAGGAGUAUCUACCACCAGUUGUAUUCAUCUGUGUUUCAAAUUCCAUUGUCCUCGCUGGAAGUGAAGAUGCAGGGGUCAGUGAAACUGACCGUCAAACUCCGCCACACAUUUAGCAACUAAAGAUGAAUUUCUCCCCCAAGUGCCUAACAUCUCAACCUAAUUAGAUACUUCAGUCCUGAAUUUCCGGUACAAUCAUUGUAAGUUAAAUAGAAUAAAUCAAUUUCAAAUUUUGUAUUAAAUGAAUAACAAUGCAUAAAAAUCCAAUGCUGCUUCAAGUAAUCCUACGUUGUUAAGCUAACAGACUAGACAACACAUAGGGAAAUUGUUUGAUUUGUGUUCCAAGAUGUUUUCUUAUGCACUAAAGUGAGUUUUAUUUUGCAGCAUUUUAUGGCUUAAUGUUUUCAGUUAAUUAGUGCUGUUCAUAUGUGAAAGACUUGGGAAUUCUUAAUUUAUGUUACUGCAUUAUUCAUCAAUUGCAAAGUCGUUUUCAAAAAAAAACACUGACAUUGUCAAACUUCUCAGGAACUUGGUUGGAGUCUCAAUGAAGCAUAUCUUUGCAACUUCAGUCGGUUUUGCCUUGCAUGUAACUGAGGGCUGGAGCAGUCAUAGCUGCAAGGAUCUUGAUUUGAAAUGCCACCUAACUACCAUGUUGCUUGUUGUCAUUUAAUUUGAGACUGCUGGUUAUGUUCAGCCUAUAACCACUUUUAUGCAUGUUAACUAAAGUAUCUUUGCAUAAUCUUUGUAGAAGCUUUCUCCAAUGAAAAUUUGAGAAUAGAGAUGAACAGCAAAUUUACAGACAAUGUCUGUCUUUAUAGUAAUGAAUGUUAUUUCCAUUCUUCUAUUGAUCUUUAUACACCCCCAACCUCCUAAGCUAUUAUCUUAAGUAGCAUUUUCAAAUGGGUCAGAAAGAGAGAGGCCAGAGAGAAAUGUACUAUAGGACAAAAUGAUGGCUUUUGGACUGGAUUAUACAAGUACAAGCAAUAAACGUCAGGCUUCUUGCAUAGAGGCUGAAUCAUAAACAUCUAAAUAGGGAAAAGAGAGCUUCCAGUUAAGAGUUUGAUUUAUCUUAGUUUAACCCAUUAAGAAAUGCAGUUGCACUCACCUGUAUUGGAAACCAAUUUAUCAUUAGCAAGUUCAGAGGCUGAACUAAGUACAAGCUGCAAGAAAUUUUGGCAUCCAAGACACUGGCAAUGGUCAGUUAAUGCACCCUUGAAUCAAAAAGGGGAAAAAAAAUGCAAGUGCUCAUUAACUGCGUCAGGGAAGUUGCUGCAAAUUGCAAGGGUCUCUGUUAAGCCAAUAAAUUGAAUCCGCCUGGUAGCAUUUGUAUUCCAAAAUAGAAAACUGGGGAAGGGUGACUUCGAAUUGAUUAUAGAAAGCAUGUGUUCCCAUUUUGCAAUCCUACAUAUUUCCAAGUUAAUCUUAAUCAGUAUUGUGAAGAGAUUUCUAACUUGCAAGGCUGCCAUGGUGUUCAGAUCUAAAACAAUUUGUACAUGGGAAGGGCAUAGUGAAUUAAUUUUGUACAGUAAAUAUAAUCUGAAAUAAGAAGCUAAGUUAAUUUUUUUGAAAAGUAUAGAUGUACAUAAGAUUAUUUAAACUGUGGUCAGUGGCUAUGGUGAUUGUGGCUUGGUAUAGUUGUUUAAAUUGUUGUAAGAGCAUGAAUUAUAGUUGGUUAGUGUGGUGUUUUGGGUUAAACGCAUACUUUGAGUUUGUUAUUUCUUGCUUUUACCCAUAGACUACAGGAAAAGUGCUUCAUGAUUCAGACUUGCGUAGUAGUAUCUUGGUUGUACGUAAAUUCUUACCAUGUUUUUUUUAAGUGAAUUAACUUGAAAUCACUGCCUUGGCUACUUUUAUCUUCUUUUCUAACUCGGAAAAUUGAGGAAUUGUUUAUGUCAAAGCCACUUAAAAAAAAUAACUAGACAAUUCAGCAUCCCUGGUACUAGAAAGUUGUUCAAUUUAUAUUUUGCAGAUACUAGCACUUUAGAAAUGUUUUGUCUGUGUAAAAGUGGGAAUCAUGAUCGUUUAGUAUUUUGUGAUGGAAUACAAUACAGCUCUGUAGCACUUUAAGUAAAAGGUUAAUGCUUUCUCAGUUGUGUAAUAGAGGCAUAUGAUCCAGGAAUUCCUGCAUGUUACCUUUAGAACAUGUGCAGCCACUGUACAUUUCACAGUAAGACUGAUUUUGCAUUAGAUGCAUUUCAUUAGAUGUAAAUAGUUAAAGUAAUUGUGAGAUAUUCUUUAUUGUGAAAAUUACAAUGGAUUUCAAAGGUUGUCACAUUUGAACAUUGUUCUAACUGCUGCUUGAUUAUGACAAACUUUUCAAAAAUGACUACCGUUUAAUGUACUUCAGAAUCUGUAUACUUUAUUCCAACCUAAGCACAAAAAUUUAUGCCAUAUAGUAAUUAAAAGUAAAUGCACUUUUUCCUGUCAGCUCUUAACCCCACCACCCCAUGGUUAAAUUGUGUUCCCUAUUGUAUAAUAUUAAAAUGACAAAAUAAAUGCUUAUAAAGUACUUUUGUGGAUAAAAUGUGCAGUGUAAAGCCAUUUAUCUAUCACUAGGACCAAGUACAAUGCCUUCCAGCAUCUCAAUAUUCUGCAAGUAAGCAAGAGCUAUUGCAUAACUCAAUGAACUGUAUAGAGAAAUGAUUAUUUUUCUGUAGUUUCAAAUAAUUGUGUUUGCCCCAUGCAUUUAUAAUCUUCUGUAAACUGCAUAAAUUUGUGGUUUUCAGCAUUUAAAAUAACUUGCCCAAAUUGAUGAUGGAGUUUGGUGCAAGCUGCUGAUGAGAGUAAUUUUUCACCAGCUGAAGGAUACCUGGAGUGAAGGAGAGUUUUAUUCAGCUCUGUUUUUUAAAUGUAGUUAGUUUCAGACACAGCGGGUAAAAUUUCCUAGCUCUGCUGCUGGUGUAAAGAAAAUCGUCAGCAUGUUACCUGCACUUUUUUCCCCUUCCAUAGAAUCAGUUACCAGAUUACUGCAGAGUCCAAAAUUUUCCUACAAACACCAGUGGCCAACUUACCUCCCUACUAAAGAUUCAGCCAAACGUGUUUCCCCCACCCAGCCCCCCCUCCCCCGUGCCAGUAAACUUUGUUUUCUUCCCUAUUACAUAUCAAAAUAUAUUCCUAUCUUUUGAACAUUAGCCAUGCUUUGUUGUAUAAAUAUUGUCAAAUUUUAUGGUUUCCUAAAGAAUGCAUGACAGUGCAGUGGGUUUAUACUAGAAAUUUUAUAAACCAACUUAAAACGUAUGAUUUGGUGUAGAUGUUCCCUGCAGUUUGAUGCAUAUAAUCUUACUGACUUUUAUGUACCAAUAGCAACAAAAUCAUGUGCUUCUCAAUAUGUUGCUUUGCCCCAUGCCUGGUUCUCUUUAGAUGUACUUUGCAAUUAUUAUCCUUCUUUCUCCCAGUACUCAUGCUUUCCCAUGUGAGCAUCCAGUAAUUCACCAAGAGCUUCAACUCCCUCCUUUUUACCAGUCUUAAUUUUUAUUUAAUUUAAUCUCUUUAAAGUUCCUUGUUUACAUUUUUUAAAAAAAAGGUAGUGUUUUGCAUUGGGGCCCCAGCACACUACCAAUAACACGACUACUUUGAGUCAUGAAGUUGCAUAUAAUUGAGCCUUUUUGGUGAACCAGUUUGAGCAACUCUCAUGUUUGGAUCUAGCCCCAUCAUUUGGAUUAAUUUGUUUAUGAUUCUGUUUUUUUUAAGAUGAACAUUUCAUCACAAAGUUCAAACAAAAUUUUAUUUUGAAAUUUGGAAUCCCUCUCCUCCAGUUUCCUGCAGGCUAUAUCCUUUUGUAUUCGCUGAUUUAAAUAUUGCAUUCCAUGGAGACCUCCAUUUAUGUAAUGGAAAUUAAAUAUGGGUUAAUCUUAGGAAGAGAGUUGUAUUAGAAUAAACUGUGUGGCAAACUGAGACAAAAAAAUGUAAGCAUCAAAUAAAGUAAAACCUUGUCAUUUGAGGAAUGUGAGCCGCAAUGUUCUAGCAUUAGUAAACAACUUGGGUCAUUCAGCUUUACUAUUCUUCUCAUUCAGAAAUACUUGCAAAUUUGUUUAUGUUAACCUUGCUUUGUUAGGACUCUGCUGUGUGCUGAAAUUAGGAAGUUAUCACUGAUGACAACUUUGUCUUGACUGUAAAACUAGAAUUUAUUAUAAAUAAUAAUUUGAACAAAGUUGAUAAAGUAUUGCUAUGGGAAAUCUAUACUGUGAUUCUUUUAAGGUUAAAUGAUGUGAUAUCUCCUCAAUAACCCUGGUACUGUUGUUUUGGUUAGUUAAACAUUCAGCUAUAGUAGUACUAAUAGUAUUGUUUAACCCCUAAAUUACACUUUCUGAUUGCACAGUGCAGUCUGUUAACCAAUUAGAAAAGGGCAAUUUUUCAAAAAACAAAAUUGUAAUACUUGUGUACUGUUUAAUAGCUGCUGCACAUGCUAUGUAGAAGGUAAUUGUCUGCAUUGUUUUCACUUUUUACAGUAAUUCUUCAAAAUGGAGUAUCUACACCUUUCCUAUUGAGAAAUGAUAUCACUGUUAUUCCUGUAUGUCAAUGUAUUGGUGUCAUUCUGUAGAAAUAAAUGGUAAAGCUCA
Molecule: messenger RNA, 6229 nt
Organism: Pristis pectinata (smalltooth sawfish)
Lineage: Eukaryota; Metazoa; Chordata; Chondrichthyes; Rhinopristiformes; Pristidae
Product: secretory carrier-associated membrane protein 5
Exons: 8
Coding region: 345-1046 (233 amino acids)
Biological process (GO): protein transport
Cellular component (GO): trans-Golgi network membrane; recycling endosome membrane
Source: RefSeq, a predicted model, not a curated record